GACAGAUGCUACGUUCUUUUACAACCAGGGCGAGUGAAACACAUUACAAUGGAUUUGGAUCAAUAAAGUGGGUUUUCCCUGAUGUGCAGUGAUGGCUGCAGAUGUCCACAAUAAGAGUGCCCCCUGGGAAGUUCAGAAUGGCAGCCUGGUACCAGUGGAGCGCCUUCGCUUUGACAGGUCAGACAGUCCAACUCCAGGGCUGGUGGAGGGCACGGAGCCAGGUGCUGGGCAGGAACGCGCCAUGUUCGUCCAUGCCCAGUCGUUUGAAGACCUGACUGCGGAGAGUGAGGCCCAAGCUGAGGAGAAGAGCGAGAAGGAUUUAGUUUUGGAGGAGCCGAGGGAGGAGGCGAAAGAGGACGAAGGAGAGGAGGGUAGAGAUGAAGACGCGGUCAAAGAGGAGGAGGAAUCUCAACGCGGCGUCAGGGCGAAGGAGGAAGACAUAACGAGCGAAGCGUGGCGGGAUCACAGGAAACACGUGUUCGUCCUCAGCGAGGCCGGGAAGCCCAUCUAUUCCCGCUAUGGAACUGAGGAGGCUCUGUCCAGCACCAUGGGGGUGAUGAUGGCUCUCGUGUCCUUUGUGGAGGCAGAGAGGAACAUCAUCCGCUCCAUCCAUGCAGAUGGUUAUAGAGUGGUCUUUCUUCACAAAAGUCCUCUUGUCUUGGUGGGUGUGUCUAAGACGGCUCAGUCCGACAGGGAGUUGACACGUGAGCUCCAGUACGUCUACUAUCAGAUCGUCAGCUUGUUAACGCUGACUCAGCUGAACCACGUCUUCCAGCACAAGCAGAACUACGACCUACGCCGCCUGCUGGCGGGAUCCGAGCACUUGACCGACAACUUGCUCCGCCUGCUCGAUCGUGACCCGGGCCUUCUUCUGAGCGCCGUCAUGUGCUUGCCUCUGUCCAGCUCUGCCCGUGAUGUGGUCUCCUCCAGCCUUCAGGCAGCCAAGGCCAAGAGCUUGGUUUUCUCCAUCUUGAUCGCCGGGAACAGGCUGGUGACCUUGGUGAGGAAGAAAGAUCAGUUCCUACACCAUAUGGACCUGCAUUUGCUCUUCAACUUGGUGAACUCCUCUUCUUCCUUUCGGGAAGGCGAGGGUUGGACGCCCGUUUGCCUACCCAAGUUCAACACGGCUGGUUUCUUUCAUGCUCAUAUCUCCUAUGUGGAGCCUGCUUCAGAUCUCUGUCUCAUCCUGGUGUCCACCGACAGAGAGGACUUCUUCAACCUGUCAGACUGCAAGCGCAGAUUCCUUGAGCGCCUCCGUAAACGCAGCGCUUACCAGGUCCUGCAGGAGGCACUGCGCGCCCCCACUUAUUCUGUUUCCCAGGUUGGCAUCCCAGAACUGAGGCAUUUUGUAUACAAGUCCAAAAGCUCAGGGCUCUAUACCAGCCCUGAGCUCCCUGUACCAUACCAGAGUGUGGAGGAGCAGGAGAGGCUCAUGGGACUGUACCAGUCUUUGCAUAGCUGUUUGCACCAUCCCACACGUCCACUCCGAUCUAUCUAUCGCUGUGGAGAAAUGGAGAACCUGUUUGCCUGGGUAACAAGUGGUUUUGAGCUCUACCUCUGUUUUAGUCCCCUGGGGACAAAGGCAUUGGCUGUUUCUGCUGUCAAUAAACUGCUGAAGUGGAUCCGGAAGGAGGAAGACCGCCUAUUUAUCCUCAACCCCCAAACUUACUGACUCUUUUUCCUGGGAGUCUGCUAUAGCAAAUCUCUGACAGGCUAAAGGAGCUCACAUUAUGCAGCUGUAAUUGAGAAUGGGUUAUCUUAUAUUGCAUGUAGACUGGUAUCCAGUAGGGUUGGUUGUUUGUGAACACUAGGUAAUGAAACUCUCAGCUCUAUUCUCAAGCAGUUUCCACCUGUAGUGGUCAAGGCAUGUGGAUAGAUGAAUCACACCUUUAAACGGUGCCCAUAUGCUGAGACCCCUCAGCGGUGCCUCAGUGACGGUGGAGUUACCUGUGUCAGCUCUUCGACUAUAACGAGAUAACGCUGCUACUGAUGGUGCUUCUCAUAUAGGCUUUUAGGUAAAACUGACCUGUCACUGUCGUUAGUUGAUUUAGGAACAUAACUGAAAUAAUCAAUGUUAUUUUAGAUAAGCAGACUUUAAACCAAAACAAAAAAAUUUACAUUUGAAAUGUUAACAUUUGCCUGUAUUUACUGAAAAUAGGAAUAAAGGAAUAAGGAACUGAGGUGAACAGUGAGGGAGACACUAAGUGUGUCUUUUUCUGGGAAAUAUCCCCCUAAGGGCGCUAUGCUUCCAGCUGGUUGACAUUCCAUUGACUGAUUGUGGCUAUGAAACACUAAGUAAGACUGUGUAUCCUACUGGAUCCCAAUCUUUCAACAUCACCAGAGUACUGACUGUUCUCCAGUCAGCAGUCUGUUGUUUUAUCCUAAAAUAACAUUCAAUCUGAGAUUUUCUCUAGACUGACAUUUUCUUGAUUUUGCCUUUUUUUUUUAAUUUGUUCAGUAAUUAAUUCAGACUUGUAAUCUGAAGUCUAGAUCUUGUUUUUCAGAUUAGUCUAAAACAAAGAGGCCAGUACCAUUUGUUGACAGUGGGUGAGGUUCUUGGGCUUAACUUCUGUAGGAGAGCUAUAUAAUACUACAGUGUGAAUCAUAGCUUGUACAUUAUGAUUAUUAUAUGACAGCCAUUCACUAUGUGUGUUGACUUCUGAACUUUUGCUUUAGGGAUUGUUACUGACUUUGUCGGAUAUUAUCUAAUAAUGUAAAUAAAUGAUUUAAUAAAAGCUCUAAAACAGUCGCUAAAA
This is a messenger RNA of Chanos chanos (milkfish), 2756 nucleotides long. RefSeq names its product MON1 secretory trafficking family member A (gene mon1a). The record is from RefSeq and is a predicted model, not a curated record. Gene Ontology annotation, biological process: vesicle-mediated transport; protein targeting to vacuole. Lineage: Eukaryota; Metazoa; Chordata; Actinopteri; Gonorynchiformes; Chanidae. Gene Ontology annotation, cellular component: Mon1-Ccz1 complex. The transcript is spliced from 6 exons. The coding region runs from base 92 to 1672 and encodes 526 amino acids.